Amoebophrya sp. A25 is the source of this 570-nucleotide messenger RNA. Lineage: Eukaryota; Dinophyceae; Syndiniales; Amoebophryaceae. The record is from the annotation of a GenBank genome assembly.
UGUGCAUGUGCGUAGCUACCUAAGCCAACUUAAGUAAUCUGUAAACAAUGUAGGCGGCGGAUGUAAAGGUAACAUUCACCCAAACAAUGAAGCCUCGACUUCACGUGACUCGCUAACCUGACGAUAUGACGCCUGCUCCGAAACGCCAGCGCCGCGCAGCGGCCGGGGAGAAUCCCGUGGAUGGAUCGGGUGGAGCGGAUAACGUCCCAGAUGAACCGGGGUUGCAAUCUCUCGGUGCGGGUAAUACCGGCUCGCUUUUCUCCGGGGAAGGGUCUGAAGUCAAUGGCGCGGGUAACAUGGCGCUUGAUCAACCUUUCAGCGAUUCGGACGAUGACGCUGACGACGUUCUGUCGCUCGGCGUGGUGCGCGGUAUUUUCGGUGUGGAUGACGUGGGACUAAGCGAUCCCACUGCUUGUUCGUCUACGUCGGUGCCCCCCGUUCUCAAUCCCUCUCCGCAAGGGGAGGGUAUUGCGGGCGAGAACGCCGGCGCAGCCGGUGAUUCGCCUUUUCCUGCAAAUGUUCCGGUGCAACACGAUAACACUUUACCGGCUCCGGACAUGGUCGACGAAC